Molecule: messenger RNA, 549 nt
Organism: Varanus komodoensis (Komodo dragon)
Lineage: Eukaryota; Metazoa; Chordata; Lepidosauria; Squamata; Varanidae
Product: adipogenesis regulatory factor-like
Exons: 3
Coding region: 166-420 (84 amino acids)
Source: RefSeq, a predicted model, not a curated record
CAGCUUUUGAAGUCAGGAGUUAGUCACAAAGUACAGCUCCUCCGGCUUUUCUAAGGUCCAGUUGGGGGUUUUCUACAUACAGUGAAAUAGGGCUAGAAUCUGGUUAGGAAAUUGACCAUCUACUUACUGAGCGAGGGAGAGCAGAUCAUCUGCAGAAGCACAAACAUGUUUAAAAUUAACCUUGUAGAGGAAGCCACAAAACUGGCAGGAACCACUGCACAGGAUACAGCUAACUCAGCAGGUCAGGCUGUGCAGCAAGUGCUGGACCAGGUGACAGAAGCCGGCCAGAAAGCGGUAGAUGAUGCCUGCAAGACAGCACAAGAUGCAGGGGAAAAAGCUGCACAGAAUUUGACAAGCCAGAUCAAUGCCUGGGGCAAAAGCUUUGGACAGAGUGAAGAAAAGAAGAGCACUUCUACUUAAGAGUUCACACGUGUGCUUCGGCUCCUCGUGCAUGAAUGUACAGGACAGAACAGUGCUUAAGAUUUUUUUGUCAAUUAUCUAAUCAUACAAUCACUCUAUCUUUAUUAAAAAUGAAGCUGUAAAUCCUAA